Molecule: messenger RNA, 2422 nt
Organism: Sus scrofa (pig)
Lineage: Eukaryota; Metazoa; Chordata; Mammalia; Artiodactyla; Suidae
Gene: ID4
Product: inhibitor of DNA binding 4
Biological process (GO): negative regulation of transcription by RNA polymerase II; cell differentiation; circadian regulation of gene expression
Cellular component (GO): cytoplasm; nucleus
Molecular function (GO): protein dimerization activity; transcription regulator activity
Source: RefSeq, a predicted model, not a curated record
AUAAAUGCAGCUGCGCGGCGGGCCCAGCAAGAGCGUAGAGGAGGCGCGGUUGUGAGUCGGUUCCGGGAGUGGGGAAACCUCGGGCCAGAGGGAGCGCGGCGGCGACCGGGCUGUAGUCGGAGGUCCGAAAGGAAGUGACUAGGGAACCGGGUGGGCUGCUUUCCUUCCGGUGCUUUUGAUUUUUCUUGCCUUUUGGUCCCGGCCCACAGAGCAGAGAUCCCCUCGCAAAACGCAGAGCGACCCUCCCGUCAAUUGUUGGGCGCGGGAUCGCCGGGAGCUUCGCGGUGCCCCGAGCGCUGACCGAGCGCACCGGGCGCGGAGGCAAGGGGAGCGGAGCCGGCCGCGGGUGGGGGCCCGGACCUUGCCUGCCUCCCUCGCUCGCCCCAGCGGGUCCGCUCGCUCAGAACGCAGGGCGCGCGCGAUGAAGGCGGUGAGCCCGGUGCGCCCCUCGGGCCGUAAGGCGCCGUCGGGCUGCGGUGGCGGGGAGCUGGCGCUGCGCUGCCUGGCCGAGCACGGCCACAGCCUGGGCGGCUCGGCGGCCGCGGCGGCCGCGGCGGCGGCAGCUCGCUGCAAGGCGGCCGAGGCGGCGGCCGACGAGCCAGCGCUGUGCCUGCAGUGCGAUAUGAACGACUGCUACAGCCGCCUGCGGAGGCUGGUGCCCACCAUCCCGCCCAACAAGAAAGUCAGCAAAGUGGAGAUCCUGCAGCACGUUAUCGACUACAUCCUGGACCUGCAGCUGGCGCUGGAGACGCACCCGGCUCUGCUGAGGCAGCCGCCACCGCCGGCGCCGCCGCACCACCCAGCCGGGACCUGUCCAGCUGCACCGCCGCGGACCCCGCUCACGGCGCUCAACACUGACCCGGCCGGCGCGGUGAACAAGCAGGGCGACAGCAUUCUGUGCCGCUGAGCCGCGCUUUCCAGGUGUGCGGCCGCCUGAGCCCGAGCCAGGAGCACUAGAGAGGGAGGGGGAAGAGCAGAAGUUAGAGAAAAAGCCACCGGAGGAAAGGAAAAAAAAAUAUCAGCAAAUCCUAGAAACGUUUCAUUCGUCAUUCCAAGAGAGAGAUGAGGGAAGAAAAAUAAAACUUUCAUCUUUUUUUGUUUUGUUUUGCACGUUCAUAAACAUUCUACAUACAUAUUCUCUUUUAUCUUUUCAUUUAUAACCGCUGUGAAUUGUACAUUUCCGUGUUUUUUGGAGGUGCAGUUAAACUUUUAAGAUUAAGUGUGACCGGACUGAUAAAUAGAAGAUCACGAGUAAAUCUGACUUUAGAAACCUACUUUGUGACCAAGGAGCUCAAUUUUUGUUUUGAAGCUUUACUAAUAUACCAGAGCAUUGUAGAUAUUUUUUUUUUUGACAUCUAUUGUUUAAAAUAGAUGAUUAUAAGGGGGCAGGACACUUUCUUUUCCCUGCAAGAAUGUUACAUAUUGUAUAGAUAACUGAGUGACAUUUCAUACCAUGUAUAUAUAGAGAUGUUCUAUAAGUGUGAGAAAGUAUAUGCUUUAAUAGACUACUGUAAUUAUAAGAUAUUUUUAAUUAAAUAUUUUUUGUAAAUAUUAUGUGUGUGUUUUUUUUAAUCUAUGGGAAUAUUUCUUUUGGAAAAUUAUUUUUCAGCUCAAUUGAAGAGGUCUUGAUAUCUUGAAUGUCUUUUUGUUUGGCCUGGCUUUUUAAUUUGUUUUUGUUUUGCCCAGCGUCCUGUAGACUCGGAAGUAACAGUUAUAGCUAGUGGUCCUGCAUGACUGCAUGAGAUGUUUAAUCACACAAUAAACUUGUUCUGAGUCCACUCAAAUGUGUUUUCUUUAACCUAGAUUGAAAUCUUUGUAUGUGAAGCGUACAUGUUGAAAAUAUGCUUUAUCAGUUUCUAAGUACAGGGUCUGAUAGUGUAAUAUAUAAAGAGUAAGUGUUUGUUUUUUGUUUUUUAAGUGAGGUCAAAAUGGAUUCUGAAUGAUUUUGCAUAUAGGGUGGGGAAAUGCUUGGAUCCUAUGAGUUAAUGAAAUCUGCUGUUUUAUCAAAGUGAAAAAAGUACUUAUCAUUCUUCAUUUUACACUAAAGCUUAAUGUCACUAAGUUUCAUGUCUGUACAGAUUAUUUAAAUCAUAGAAAUGAAAAAUGUUCUCUGCUUGCUACCAAAGGACAAACUCUUGGAAAUGAACACUUUCUGCUUUCCUUCCUCCAAAGAAUAUUAAUAGGCAGCAGUGGGAGAAAAAAUUUAAAAGGCAUAAUGGCAAAUCCUUCAAGCAGGGAUAAAAGUCGAUCUUCAAACAUUAAGUAGACCAAAAAUUCUAAUGACCGCAUCUAGAUUAUUUUUUUAUAAAAAUGAUUUUCACUAUAGCUAUGUUAGUUAACCGCUAAACUACUGUCCAAUCUCUUGUGAUGUGUAACUUUUACAUGUGAAUAUUAAAGUAGACUUCUCUGUCUUGUACUGUGA